CCCUCUAUCAGUCGGUGCAGCCGUCAGCGUAGGGACGAUUGAAAGUGACAGUGUGAUUAGAAAGCGCUCCUCUGCGCCGCUGCACGACUGGAACUCAGACGCUGCUGUUUUUACUUUUCGCUCAGGUUUGGGUUUUGUUUUUCAUCUCGGACUGCUGACCGCGUCCCGUCCCCCCUCUUUUUUUUGUGCCUCCUGUCUCCAUCUCUCUUUCUUUUUUUCGAGGAUGAAGACGUGAAGCCAGUCAGCAGCACCCCGCAUACGCACAGAGGAACGGCAGGAGGAAAGAAAAAGUCAAGGGAAACAUCCAGGACGCGGUGCGCAAAGUCCGGUCCGCAGACCACCCCAGCAGCCGCUUUUGAACGCUCAUCAUCCGGCCACCUCUCCACUCUGACCGCGCUUGCUUUGCGCACAAUCGGCAACACGCACACACUCACGAGCUGAGAAGGCAACUCUUUUUUUUUAAUUUACCCCCGGAUCUGCUGCUCCGAGUUUAGAUCUGGUCCGACACCAGCAGGACCCGGACCCAAACCAAGGUCCAGCCCUGGAUUCACUACUGCUGAUCAAUGGACAGAGCCUCUUCGGCGGGCAACAGCGCUACAGACACGCCGUGAACAACUCUUUCUCUCUGACUGGAGCUCCAUUGGGAGUGUGGAGGAGGAUGGAGCGAGGAGCGGAGAGUCCUGUCGCCCAGGGGAGUCCAGAGCGGAGGGGAGGCAGCCCGGACCUAAGCGGUCUCCCACCACCAGGAAAGAAGAGCCGGCUGGAGCUCAACGGGAGCCCCACAGGACCACGGACACGCCACAAUGGAGCCCCGACACGGCCCCUUGGAGGUCUGAUGAUUCCAGUCUUCUGUGUGGUGGAGCAGUCGGACGGAGGGCUCCAAGGCGACGGAUGUGAGGGAAGAGAGGAGCAUGCGGAGUUUGUGCUGGUCAGGAAAGAUAUUCUCUUCUCCCAGCUGGUGGAGACCGCGCUGCUGGCCCUCGGCUACUCUCACAGCUCAGCCGCGCAAGCCCAAGGAAUCAUCAAGGUGGGAAGGUGGAACCCUCUGCCCAUCCAUUUUCUUACCGACGCACCUGAAGCCACCGUUGCAGACAUGCUGAUGGAGGUCUAUCACAUGGUCACGCUGCACAUCCAACUACAAAGCUUUGCAAAGCUGGAAGAUCUGCCCUGUGAGCAGUGGAACCACGCGACUGUCAGGAAUGCUCUCAAGGAGCUGCUGAAGGAAAUGAACCAAAGCACUCUGGCCAAAGAGUGUCCUCUGUCACAGAGCAUGAUUUCCUCCAUAGUGAAUAGCUCUUACUACGCCAAUGUCUCCACUGCCAAAUGUCAAGAGUUUGGGCGUUGGUAUAAGAAGUACAAGAAAAUCAAAGGGGAUUACCUGGAGAAGAUGUGGGCUGGCCGAGACGCUGCAGACAUUAAAAUUGAGAGGGACAACAUGUCAGACUUCUGCGUGCUGGGACAGAGACCUCCUCCCCACCUCGCUCAGCUCAGUCACCUUAGUGCUGGCGGACCCCUACUCAAAGCUGGAUCUGGCGACCCACAGGCCCCUUCACAGCCACUUCAGCAGCCUCCUCCUCCCCAGCAACAGCCCUCGCCUCAUGGCCCACUCCACCACAGCCCUCCCCUCCGCACGGGGCAGGUGCCUCCCCCUCCCCCGCCACCUCCGCCUGGCGCCAUGCAGCCCCUGCUGGGGCCAGGUGGGCUCCUCUCGCCACAGCUCUCCCCACAGCUGGUCCGCCAACAGCUCGCCAUGGCCCACCUCAUCAACCAGCAGCUGGCAGUGAGCCGCCUGCUUGCUCACCAGCACCCUCAGACCCUUAACCAACAGUUCCUCAACCACCCGCCCAUCCCUCGGGGUUCAUCCAAAGUUGGAGGCGACCAUCCUGGGAGCAACCCAUCGGCUGCCGAGGUGUCCUCUGAAAUCUACCAGCAGGUCAGAGAUGAGCUGAAGAGAGCCAGCGUCUCGCAGGCAGUGUUCGCCCGCGUGGCCUUCAACCGCACACAGGGCUUGCUGUCUGAGAUCCUGAGGAAGGAGGAGGACCCUCGCACGGCGUCGCAGUCGCUACUGGUCAACCUGAAGGCCAUGCAAAACUUCCUGAACCUGCCAGAGAGCGAGAGAGACCGCAUCUACCAGGAGGAGAGAGAGCGCACCAUGAACCCCUCGGUGGGACUGCCCACCUCCAACGCCACCAACCCUGGAGCCCAGCGCCUCUCCCAGAAAGUGUGGGAGAGGAGCCUGGACGACCCAAUAGCCCCUGAUACAUGGGCCUCCAUCUGGAAGAACAAGACCAAGAUCUCAAACUCUCCAAAGCCGUCCGGCCCAGGGCCAGACCUCCCUCUGAAGCUGGAGUCACUGGUCAACAUCACGUCAGGCAUCUACGAGGAGAUCCAGCAGGAGAUGAAGAGAGCCAAGGUGUCGCAGGCUUUGUUUGCCAAGGUGGCUGCCAACAAGAGCCAGGGCUGGCUGUGUGAGCUGCUUCGAUGGAAGGAGAACCCCAGCCCGGAGAACCGUACCCUGUGGGACAACCUGUGCACCAUCCGGAGGUUCCUGGCGCUGCCGCAGGCCGACAGGGACCUGGCCUACGAGGAGGAGUCCCGCCACCACCACAGCGAGCGGCUGCACACUGUCCUCCACCUGCCGCAGGAUGCUCAGCUCUACUUUCUUUCUCGCCAGGCACUUCACCGGCCACCACCGCUCCCAGUAAAAGACCACCACCUGUCUCCAAUGCGUGAAGACCCUUUACCUGUCCAAGCAAAUGAGGAGAGGUCACAGAAUGCAGGAGUAGGAGCAGCAGGCGGAUGUCCUCCCGCUGCGGCCGGCAGUACUGGCAGCAACAAGAAGCCACGGUCCCGCACUAAGAUUUCCUUAGAGGCCCUAGGCAUCCUGCAAAGCUUCAUUCAGGAUGUGGGCCUGUACCCCGAUCAGGAGGCAAUCCACACCUUGUCUGCACAGCUAGACCUCCCCAAACACACAAUCAUCAAGUUCUUCCAGAACCAGCGCUAUCACGUCAAGCACCAUGGCCGCCUUAAGGAACUGGGCGAGGGGGCAGCUGCCAGCGGAGGGGUUGAUGUGAGUGAAUACAGAGACGAGGAGCUGCUCUCUGGCUCGGAGGAUCCUGAGUCUAGUGAGGAUGGAGCUGAGGAGAUCUACCAGACAGCAGAGGGGAGCACAGGGGGCUUGAACCAGCCUCCGACCUCAUCCAGCUCCACCUCCACUCAGUCGUCCUCAGGUACCAAUGUUGCUCAGGAGGAGUGCAAGGAUAAGGGGACCAGCCGACUUGGUGGUCCUCUGGUUCCUGGGAGCUCCUCUUCCAGUCCCCAACAGCAACAGACUGACUACCAAAGGUAGAAACUGACAAACAUCAUCAGAUCGAGAAGAAACAGGAGAAGAUUGGGAACUUGUCAGGACAGCAGCAAAACAACUGGGUGGUACAUGAAUGUCUGUACAGGCACACUGAGUUGAGAUCUUCUAUGUUGAUGACUGAAACAACCAGACUGACCAGUUUAUUGUGACAAUCUCAGAUUUGUGGAAUUUGUGAAUUUACCUCAGAAAAAGACUGCAGGUUUAUAGGAGUGGUUGUAUAACUGUGACAAAUUUACCACAGAAUUUUUUCAAUUUCCCCCCCUUAGAUUUAUAAAAGGCAGGAAAGACCUUUGCUGCUCAAGCAGAAACAUUCACACAAUUUCUCAGCCAAAAAGACAGUGUGAUAAAAAGGGAAGUUCCUCCUCCCAAUUGCUGAAAUCUGAGGAAGCCUCACAAGGAACAUACUCACCUACGUGUUUUUUUCUCCCAAGUGGUGACAGGAACCUGAGGCUUUCACCGACUCAUACAUCCUCAGGAGACUAUGGCAGUGCUUUUGCCUGCCUCAGAAUGCACAUGGACAACACUGUGCGUCAUCAAGCUUUAAUUCACCAAGGGGAGAGGCCGAACUAUGCUUCAAACUCACUGGUAUUCCUGUUUAGCACUUAAAGUCCGCAAAGACUGACACUUUUCAAGUGUGAUGUUGUGUUCUCCUCUUAAGGAAAAGUGUGCCAGGAGGAUCAAGAGGAAGCAGUGAAAGAAGGACACUUGGGCCUGCCCCCUUCCUGGCUCCACUCGCGAGUGUGUGGUGGAAGAAAAAAAAAAGCCCAGAAGGUUUAAAGACAGCGCCUAGAUGUUCAGCAACCAAACAAUCAGUCACUUUAUGUGUGGUAGUCGUCCCCCCUCCCUCCCUGCCCACAGUCCCAUUUCACCACACCUUCCCACACUUAAACUUCACCAAGCCUAUUUAUUGCUAUCUUUGUCCAUGAUUAUUAUUAUCAUUAUUUUUAUUAUUGUUGUUAUUAUGGUUAGAAUUGCUGUCACUGCGUGCUAUUUCUAGGUUUUAUUUCCAUGGUUUAAAACAGUGGUUUUCAGAAGUGGGCGGCUGUGUGGACAACAGACAGUAAAAGUUUGGUGCCCUUUCAAAUGGCCGAGGGAAAAGACAGUGAGGGUGGACGAAAAUAAAGAGAAGCAGUUACUGAGUGUUACUGGGUAAGAUGAAAUGUCCUGUCGCGUUGUAUUAUGCCAUUUUUUUUACUAGCUCUGUUUCCCAAAAAUAGAAGAAUCCAGUGUGCUUCUUUUUUGCUGCAGUUGAUGACAAUCUACUUUUUUGAGCUCUUAAAGAAAAGUGGCAGGUUUGACUCUGUUGUUAGCUUUUAAUGUGUGUAAAUACCCAAAAUGGGAUAAAUUGUUGUUGUUAUACUUGUUUAGUUUUUUUUCUGAGUGUUUUUAAAUGUUUGAGCCAGUUUGGAGAAACAGAGGACUCAGUGAAAAAUUUCAUCAAGGCUAUUUAAAAAAAACAUGCUCUUCUUUUUUGAUGUCUGGUGCAGUUGUGUAAGCGUGCAGUAUGUUUGAAAUACUAUCUAAGCGCGGAUAACGUCUGGUUCAACGAUCCUGAUUGGCUGCUACACAAACAAUGGGCUGCCUUUUCAAUCAGUAAUCUGUAUGAUGAUAUUGUGCUUUUUUUGUGUGACAGGAAUCAGGGUUAGACUCAAGUAAUGAAAUCUUUGUCCAUAAAUGUUGAAGUGAAUUAAAAUUUGUGCAUUCAAAAGUG
Messenger RNA from Fundulus heteroclitus (mummichog), 5075 nucleotides. RefSeq names its product SATB homeobox 2 (gene satb2). The record is from RefSeq and is a predicted model, not a curated record. The transcript is spliced from 14 exons. Bases 659 to 3349 code for a protein of 896 amino acids. NCBI's taxonomy places the organism in Eukaryota, Metazoa, Chordata, Actinopteri, Cyprinodontiformes, Fundulidae. Gene Ontology annotation, biological process: regulation of transcription by RNA polymerase II; chromatin remodeling. Gene Ontology annotation, molecular function: RNA polymerase II cis-regulatory region sequence-specific DNA binding; DNA-binding transcription factor activity, RNA polymerase II-specific.